GUGUUAGACGCGGGACAAGUGGUUGAGUACGACAUUCCCCACCAUUUGUUGGACACAAGCGAUGGUCUGUUCAGCAAAUUAGUGAAACAGACGGGAAAUCACAUGACUAUUAGAUUGAAACAAAUGGCGAAACAAUACUAUUAUCACAAAAAUGGUAUUAAUUUUGAUGAAAAAGACAACGAAAAUGAAGAGGAAGUGGACAGCGAUUGCAAAGAAGAUUGGGUGUGGAGUCUAUUCAUUCGGGCGCACAAAAAGGACCUCGAGUUCAGUGAUCUCUACCGCUGCCCAAAAUCAGAUGAGACACAUCGGGUCCGACAGAAGUUGCAGAUCAAAUGGGAUAACCAAUUGAAAAGUAAAGGAAAACCAUCACUAUUUUGGGCACUAUUCGCAUCGUACGGACUCGAACUCAUUGUCCUCUAUAUCCCCGAUGCAAUUAGGGAAUUGGGACUGAAUUUGUUUCAGGCGUAUUGCAUAGUAUAUUUGGUGAGAUAUUUCAACGAUGAUCCCAACACUAGCCAGUGGUGGGCCAUAUGGGCGGCCGCGGGUAUUGUGUUGUUGUCUAUUGUUAACAUGUUGAUCCAACAUUUAACUUUGGUCUCGUGCAGCAAAGUGGCUGUCAGAACUCGUGCCGCCUGUUGUGCUUUAAUCUACAGUAAAGCGGCGAUUGUGUUGUACCUGUUGUGGUCACACUUGCGGUGGGCGUGUUUGACGGGAAUGGGAAUACUCGUGCUGUUUAUACCAUUUCAAGUACUAAUGGGUCGUAUGUUUCGGAGUAUACGCCAAAACACGGCUAAAUUAACUGACAGUCGAAUCCGUUUAAUGCAAGAGAUUAUCGCCGGAAUGCGUGUCAUAAAGAUGUACGCCUGGGAACAGCCCUUCGCACAGUUGGUCGCAACCGCUCGCAAGGCUGAAGUGAAACAAAUUAGAUAUGAUGCACCCCGAGCUAUAGCCGCACUCAAUGAACUAAUUAUAGUUAUCAAACGUAUCCAGAAUUUUCUAUUACUCAAAGAGACGAGUGGUUUGAAUGAGAAGGAAGGGAAAGACAACGAGGCGUUCAUUUCGGGAGGAAAUGAUAUAAUUCUCGGAGUUAUGGAAAACACUUCGAGUAAUGAAGAAAAAGGCGUUUUUAUGGACAAAAUGAGCGUUCGUUGGAAUAAUGAGACGACUGAACCCACGCUUCGGGACAUUAGUCUGAGUGUAAAACCCGGCGAACUGUUGGCUGUCGUCGGAUCCGUUGGCAGUGGAAAGAGCUCAUUAUUGAUGGCAAUACUGAAUGAGAUAUCUGUAGUGUCGGGUCGUGUGGUAGUGAGGGGUCGGGUGUCGUACGCGCCGCAGGAGUCGUGGGCUUUCAUAGCGAGUGUUCGACAGAAUAUUCUGUUUGGCUCUCAAUAUANGUCGUACGCGCCGCAGGAGUCGUGGGCUUUCAUAGCGAGUGUUCGACAGAAUAUUCUGUUUGGCUCUCAAUAUAAUGAAGAGAAAUACAAUCGAGUGGUGAAGGCGUGCGCUUUGGACACAGAUUUCAAACUCUUCCCAUUCGGCGACCAAACUCUAGUCGGCGAGAGAGGGCUGGCAUUGAGUGGCGGACAGAAGGCUCGGCUGAGUCUGGCCCGGGCUCUGUACCACUCGGCAGACAUCUACCUCUUGGACGACCCUUUGAGUGCUGUCGACACACAUGUGGCCAAACAUCUCUUUCAGAAAUGUUGUGUUGAAUACCUAAAAGACAAGACAAGGGUUUUAGUGACCCAUCAAAUCCAGUUUCUCAAAGGCGCGCAUCAAAUACUUGUGCUCAACGACGGCGAGUGUGUGGCUAUCGGGUCCUACACUCAGCUCAAAGAGCGCGGCAUUGAUCUCAUGGCAUAUCAGAGACAAACUGAUGCAACAAAUGAUAGGAGAUGUGUAAAGAGAAGCACUUCAUUCACUCCAUCAUUAAUCUCAUCCAUUAGUGAGGGAUCGGAAGUGACGGACGUUAGGGAACCGAUAGAAGUGGACGAACAGGAAGUGAAGGCCGAACUCAAAAUGAUUGGAUCCGUUGAGUCCACUGUAUAUAUGGAUUACAUUAAGGCCGGCGCCGGACCUCUGCUCACAACACUUACCAUUUUGUUUAUUAUUAUUUCACAAGUUCUCUAUCAGGGAAGCGAUUAUUGGUUGAGUGUAUGGACCAAUCAAAUGAGUGAAACCUUCACAAAGGUAGAUCAAACAUUCAACAUAAUAGUGUACACGAGUCUAAUCAUUGGUCUGUUUGUGUCGGCCCUGUUGUCCACCAUUUGUUUCUACAUAAUGUGUAUGAGAUCUUCGGUUAAUCUCUAUAACCGAAUAUUCUAUGCAUUAUUGCGAUCACCGAUACAUCUGUUCGAGAGUUCGCCCAUCGCCCGGAGUCCGGUGUACUCUCACGUGAACACAACGCUGUGUGGGCUGACAUCGAUCCGUGCGUUUGGC
Molecule: messenger RNA, 2436 nt
Organism: Medioppia subpectinata
Lineage: Eukaryota; Metazoa; Arthropoda; Arachnida; Sarcoptiformes; Oppiidae
Source: the annotation of a GenBank genome assembly